Molecule: messenger RNA, 4308 nt
Organism: Gadus macrocephalus (Pacific cod)
Lineage: Eukaryota; Metazoa; Chordata; Actinopteri; Gadiformes; Gadidae
Product: disintegrin and metalloproteinase domain-containing protein 11-like
Exons: 22
Coding region: 183-1850 (555 amino acids)
Biological process (GO): proteolysis
Molecular function (GO): metalloendopeptidase activity
Source: RefSeq, a predicted model, not a curated record
GGGGAUGUUCUCUGACGGGACGUCUUCUACGGGGUGGAGCCGCUGGACCCUGGCAGCCAGCAGGUAUACAGGGAGCAUGCAGUGUACCGCAUGGCUGACGUGAACUGCUCCAGCCCUCCUCCACAGACAACCGCAGUGAGACAGACGCGAAAUAAAGGACAACUGGCGAAAUUCCCAUCGCCAUGGAAACCCUCAGACGCUCCAAAAGACAGGUGAAACCAGGGCAGCGCACCGUCACGACAGAAACCAAGUACAUCGAGCUCAUGGUGGUGAACGACCACGACCUGUUUGUCCAGCUCCGUCGCUCCUUCUCCCAGACCAAGAACUUUGCCAAGGCUGUGGUCAACCUGGCUGAUGCAAUCUUCAAGGAACAGCUCAACACACGUAUCGUGCUGGUCGCCAUGGAGACGUGGUCGUUGCACAACAUGGUCUCCGUGGGCGACGACCCCUUGGUGACCCUGCGCGACUUCAUGAAGUACAGGAAGGAGAGGAUCCGGGAGCACAGUGAUGCCGUGCACCUCUUCUCGGGCAGGACGUUCCUCAACAGUAAGAGCGGGACGGCCUACGUCGGCGGGGUGUGCUCCGUCACUCGGGGGGGCGGAGUCAAUGAGUACGCCAACGUGGGUCCGAUGGCCAUCACUCUGUGUCAGACCCUGGGUCAGAACAUCGGCAUGAUGUGGAACAAGCAGAGGGCCUCCGCAGGAGACUGCCGGUGUCCAGACCCGUGGCUAGGCUGCAUCAUGGAGGACACUGGGUACUACCUGCCGAGGAAGUUCUCCCGCUGCAGUAUAGACGAGUACCUGCGGUUCCUCCAGGAGGGAGGGGGAAGCUGCCUCUUCAACAAGCCCAGCAAGCUGCUGGAUCCUCAAGAGUGUGGCAAUGGCUUCUUAGAGGUUGGGGAGGAGUGUGACUGUGGAUCCUACCUAGAGUGCUCCCGGAGCGGCGGGGCCUGCUGCAAGAAGUGCACCCUUACCCAUGAUGCCAUGUGCAGCACCGGCCUCUGCUGCAGAGACUGCAGGUAUGAGCUGAGGGGUUCGACGUGCAGAGGGGCGGUGGGGGACUGUGAUAUCCCCGAGACCUGCACAGGAGACUCCAGCGAGUGUCCGCAUAAUGUCCACAAGCUGAAUGGAUACACGUGUCAGACUGGGCAGGGCCGUUGCUAUGGCGGACGCUGCAAGACCAGAGACGGGCAGUGUCUGUCCGUGUGGGGCUACAACUCCGCGGACCGCUUCUGUUACGAGAAGUUCAACGUGGAGGGCUCGGAGAAGGGCAACUGUGGACGGGACCCUAGCGGCCACGGGUGGCUGCCCUGCCAGAAGCUGGACGUUCUGUGUGGCUUCCUGAUGUGCACCAACCUGACCUCCCGGCCGCGCUUCGGGGAGCAGCAGGGGGAGCCCACCAGCCUGACGGUGUACCACCAGAGCCGCUACAUGGACUGUCGCGGCGGCCACGCGGUGCUGGAGGACGGGUCGGACCUGGGCUACGUGGAGGACGGGACGCCGUGCGGGCCCAACAUGAUGUGCCUGAACCGCCACUGCCUGGCCGUCAACACCUUCAACCUCACGCUCUGCCCCGGCUCCUCCCCCUCCCGCAUCUGCUCCCACCACGGGACGUGUAGCAACGAGGUGCGCUGCAUCUGUGACGCCGACUACACGGGGAAGGACUGCAGCGUGUUCGACCCCGCCCUGCUGCCCACGCCCAUGGAGGGCCCCGAGAAGCACAAAGGGCCCAGCGGCACCAACAUCAUCAUCGGCUCCAUCGCCGGGGCCAUUCUGGUGGGGGCCAUCGUCCUGGGGGGCACUGGCUGGGGCUUCAAGAACAUCCGCAGGGGAAGAUCUGGGGGUGGGUGAUCCACUGGUCAUUCCCCUGCUCUCCUCUCCAGCUGUGAUCUCUCUGAGGAAUCUAUCCUCAGUCUAACACGUCUUCCACUGACCUCAACCUUUUAUUCCUACCUUGGACCUUACAUUAUCCUGUAACCCUACCUUAACCUAAAUCCUACCUUCAAGUACACCUGAUGUACCUUACGUAACCUUAACUUUAACCUUACCUAUAAUCUUAAAUUUAACCUCACCUUAACAUUUAACCUGAAAUCUAACCUUAACUUUGACUUCACUUUAACCUUACCCUAUCUUACCUUAAUUCACAUUACAAUUCUUCCUCCUACCUCUCUUAUCUCCUACAUAGAAUAUAAUUAACUUAGUCAGAACAUCAUUUACUGUCAUAACUUUCUCUCCCUCUCUGUUAAAACCUAACUUUCGGCACAGGCCAAAGGUGCAAGAAUUCAUUCCGGUUAUAUGCUGUAUAUCAGGGAAACACUUUCUUUUUUCAACUCACCAUUGUCAAAAUGUGUCUAUUAACAGCCUUUCGUAAUCUUGAACUGGUGUGUGUUCCAGAAAACCCACAUACUCCAGUUGAAUUUGUCUGACCCGAGUGCUCAAUAUGUUUAAAGCACACAAAAUGUGUCUUCUCCUUGUUCUGCCGGCUGUUACAAUUCCCUACGCCUUUAUAACGACUUUAGGUGGUCAGGAUUUAGUAAGUAGCAUUUGCUUGUCCAACUAGGUAAUUGUUUAUGCAGUAUCUCAAUCUGAUAUAUACACCAGUCAGCUCUUCAUAUAUUACAUACAUUCAUAUCUCAUUCACUAAUGAAUGUAUAAUUAUUCCUGUACAGAUUGAAAAGGAUGUCUGCAGAGUCUAGUUUUUCAGAAAUAGUUUUGUGUGUAGUUUACCACUGACCAUUAAUCCAGCUUGAUUGACAACUCUCUUGGCUAGUGUGUCCAUUAUUUUGGCUAGGUUGACUUUUGCACAUACACACAGAAUGCCUUCCAAAACCAGUGUGCAGUAUAUAUUAUCUAGCCAAGCUAAGUACUGUAUAUGUAUACAAUAUAAACAGUACUUACGUAUACGUAAUGCAAGACUCAAAUUCUGCAGUAAGUCUAUCAAUUAAUACUCAAUGUUUAAUCUUUCUUAUAGCUGAUUAUUCUAAAUAUUAACAUUUACUAAUUGUUAUAAUUUCACUUGCUAAAUAGUUUCUAUAUCAUAUUUACUAAAAUUACUAUUAUUUUCCAAAGCAUGCAUCAAGCUUUUAGGAAAAGGAUCAUUUUAAAUGUACAAAUGCCAUUUCUCAAGCCAAAUAUUCCCAUGGUUUGACAGUCAGUAUUGGGAUACUGGCUGAAAGUGGUACGUAUGUAUUAUCUGGUGGCUGUGUAAGGCUAUUACAUUGCCAUUGGAAAGGUGCUAAAGAGUUGGAAAAAAACGUAACAGUCAGAGUCGUUUUACAAAGGGUGUCCUGUUUUGUAAAACCACCAUGGUACAUCCCAAAAAUAACUAUUUAAACAAAAAAAAAAAUCAUAAAACAAUUGUCAUUAAUAAACCAGUGUGGAGCUGGUUUCACUGUCACAUCUUUCCUGGUUAAGGCCGAUGAUGAUCCACAGCCCUGUAUGCCUAUCCUGACUUAGCCCCUUGGAUUUCUUUUAAAUGUAAUUUUGAGGGAAAACCUGGAACGAUUUUCUGUUUGUUUUACAAAAACAAAUGUUCAUGUACUUUGUCCAAAUACUUUGUCCAUGCUUUCUCUGGAUAUAGCGGCCCAUCAUUUAUUUGUAAAGAUAUAGUGGAAGGAAGGAAGUUGUGGCAAAAUAGCAAUAACAUACAACACAAAGAGCACUUAAGCAAUUUAGGAAUAGCUUACAAUAUACUGUAAAAUAUGCUAACAUUUUGCCUAUUUGUACAGAGAUAGACCAGUCUGUACAAUAAACCAGUGUCAUGUUGGUUUUCCAAAGCAGAAAAUAUGGAAGAAUUAACCAAAUACAUUUAAUACAAUUUAACAUACAAGUGACCUAGAUGACACAAUCUAACUGAAAAUUGUACACCUUUUAUAUAACCACCAUCGUCCUUGGAUAAUAUAAGCAUUGCCAACUCAAAUUGGUUAACUCUAUUCAAUUUCCAAAUAGUGAUCCAAAUGAACACAACUAAUCUGUCAUGAUGUCAUUCCCAAACUCAUUUAUUUGUGUGUCUAACGUUAAAAUGAAAGAAGACUAGACAGAAAGGUAGGUACGGUAGUUAAGGAAUGUUAAUGUGUUUACAUAAUCUGUAAUUUACACAUUAUCUGUAAAAUAAAGUGAAGAUGACUCCUAGAUGUAGGAUUUUUUUUUAUCUUAUUUUCUGAGUUUGUUUUCUUUGGCAUUCUACAUAUGGAAUAGCUGUAAAACAAAUGAUUGAUGUGAAUCUGUAAUUACACCAUUAAUCUAAAUGACUGAACUUAGUGAGAAUGUUCAGAAGUAACAGAAAAAUAAAAUCAAAAAAAAUAUCAAA